UUGUUGGUGUUUAAAGUGUUUUAUUUCUGAAAUCAUGGUAAAGUGAUUCGUCCACAAAGUCAAAAGAAAAGAUAGGGAACGGUUUUGGGCAACAUGCGCGCCAAACAAGCCCACUUCUCUUUAUCCCGAUUUGUUUUCGCCUUUGUUGUGCCCCGUUUUGUUUACACUUUACACGAGCCGCAAGUGAAAUAAUUCGUAGCAAGUGCGACGAAUAGCCGUAAGAAAAACUUAAAAUGCGCUGUUUAUUCGAAGACUGUGUUAGUAAUAAGGCAAAAGAAGCCAAUACACAGGACGUGGCGGUGAGAUUUUAUCCAUUUCCCGUCACGGAUUAUGCUAGCGAUCAACUGCGACGGUUGGCCAAAAAGCGACUUUACUGGUGGUGCCGUGCCUGUGGCGUAGACUACACCGGGACCUUACUCAAUCAACUGGCCAUAUGCUCGAGACACUUUCUGCGGGGCACCAGUGCACCGCUUUGGGACGUUUACAAUCCCGACUGGGUGCCAAGUUUAUACAUUCCUUCCAGCAAAGUACAGCGGACAGUACCCCAACCCCACGAGUACGGCGAGUUCAUUGCGAACGAACAGUCGGCCGAGGAAUCGAUUGCCAAUCCGUUCUGGGACCAGAAACCGGACACGAAGGCGCUGCGAACUGAGUUGAUUGAUGAAAUCAUUGGCUACCAGAUUGGAGGUGCGUACGCAUUGCUGGAUGAAGGGCACGAUGUCCACACACCCAGAGUCGCCCCCUGCGACGUGUCCCGACUUCCCGAGGAGCUGAAAAGAUGUCUUUCACGCGAUUCCUCGCUGGGGAAGGUGGCGUAUGCUGAAGCGGCUCCAACCGUGCGCCCGGAACGCAUGUUUUCGGCCAACAGUGCCAUAACACCCGUAGACCUUGCAACGACGCCCCGCUCGGAAUCGGAACGCAUCCUCAUGAAGCUACAGCUCAGCGUCCUCGAGCUCAUAAACCUGCUAAACGAAACGGAAUGAGCAAACUGUGGAGCGUGUUAUUUGAUUUGAAAUCGAGUUUCUUUAUUUGCUAGUAAAAUUACGACAAAAA
Messenger RNA from Anopheles bellator, 1053 nucleotides. RefSeq lists its product as uncharacterized. The coding region runs from base 234 to 983 and encodes 249 amino acids. Lineage: Eukaryota; Metazoa; Arthropoda; Insecta; Diptera; Culicidae. The transcript has 2 exons. The record is from RefSeq and is a predicted model, not a curated record.